AUGAAUCAUAAAAGACGAAGCAGCAGAGAUGACAACAACAACUUGAUAACUGCGCGGGUGCAGUUCAAAGCAACCCUGCUACACUCAACAACUCUCGCUCUCUGUUACUCGCUCUCACACGGAACCAACGGUCCUCCCACUCUCAUCCACUCUGGCAGGCAACUCAUGUUUUUUGGCACCAACUCUUACUUCUUACCGCCUUCUCUCAAACAACUAACUCGUGCUCAGCCGCUCUCAAACGGAACCCAUACACUCUUAACUACUACGACCUUCCGCCAUCCACUCUCACACGCAGUCACCCACUCUCAACCACUCUCACACGCAAUCAUCACCAACUCUAACCACUCUCAACCACUCUCUCCUUCCAACACCCACGUUCAAACACUCUCACACGCUAUCCACCCCAGACUCAACAACUACCACUAUCUACCCAACCCACUGCCAACCACUCCCAACCACUCUCACACGUUCAACCCACCACACUCAACCACUCUCACACGCCAUCCACCCAAGACUCAUCUAACUACCACUAUCUCCCCCAACCCACUGCAACCACUCGCCAACACUCUCACACGCAAUCACCCACUCUCAACACUCUCUCCCUCCGCCACCCGCGCUCAACCACUCUCACACGCCAUCCACCAAGACUCACACUACCCACUACCUGCCCAACCCACUCCAACCACUCCCAACCACUGCUCACACGCAAUCUCUCACCACUCUCUCCUCCGCCACCCACGCUCAACCACUCUCACACGCCAUCCACCCAAGACCAACUACUACCACUAUCUCCCAACCCCACUGCCAACCACUCCCAAACCACUCUCACACGCAAUCACCCACUCUCACACGCAACCCACGCUGCAACCACUCUCACACGCCAUCCACCCAAGACUCAACUACUACCAUAUCCCAACCACUGCCAACCACUCCCACCACUCUCACACGCAAUCACCCACUCUCAACCACUCUCUCCCUCCGCCACCCACGCUCAACCACUCUCACACGCCAUCCACCCAAGACUCAACUACUACCACUAUCUCCCAACCCACUGCCAACCACUCCCAACCACUCUCACUCGCCACCUCGCACUCCCACGCUAUCUCACGCACCCCGCUCCCUGCUACCCACCCGGCAUCCACCCACCGCCUGUGUUAUAGUUGGUGCAUGGACGCAAAAACCCAGGAAUGA
Molecule: messenger RNA, 1191 nt
Organism: Penaeus vannamei (Pacific white shrimp)
Lineage: Eukaryota; Metazoa; Arthropoda; Malacostraca; Decapoda; Penaeidae
Source: RefSeq, a predicted model, not a curated record